Molecule: messenger RNA, 3669 nt
Organism: Micropterus salmoides (largemouth bass)
Lineage: Eukaryota; Metazoa; Chordata; Actinopteri; Centrarchiformes; Centrarchidae
Product: presenilin-1-like
Exons: 11
Coding region: 287-1735 (482 amino acids)
Biological process (GO): Notch receptor processing; protein processing; calcium ion transport
Cellular component (GO): Z disc; endoplasmic reticulum; membrane raft
Molecular function (GO): cadherin binding; aspartic endopeptidase activity, intramembrane cleaving; beta-catenin binding
Source: RefSeq, a predicted model, not a curated record
CACGAGCAAGAUUCUGAUUUAUUUAAACCAGCAAUAUUAUAAUAUAGUGAAACAAACCUGAUCUAAUCUCAAACAACGUUUUGAUCCUGAACGCUCCCUGAAGGUGUGCGAGCAGGAAGUAGCUCCAGCGGCCGGAUGUUCUGUGAGAAGACAGGAACAACAAAGAGCAGAAAGUACCCCGGUUUUAAACCUACUUCAGAACACGUAAGAACACUAAAGCGGGGAAAUUAACUGUUCACAGUAGAAAUUGGUUUGCAUGUGAGGACAAGUGUCGGCCGAGCCAACCAUGGCGAACAAUGCAGAGGAUAUAGAAAACAAUAUGGACCAACAGGAGACCAAUGUUGCCACUGGACCCACCCAGCAGCCGCAGGACGCUGCGGUGGCCAGAGCACGGUCCAGAGGAGGUUCAGGAGCUGGAGGAGGAGGGGGUGAUGGUGGAGGUGGUAAUGGCAAUGGUAGUGGACCGGAGCAGAACGGACAGCCCCCCGUCGCUCGGCCUCCACGUUUGGUGGAGACUGAGGAGGAAGAGGACGAAGAGUUGACCCUGAAAUAUGGGGCCAAGCACGUCAUCAUGCUGUUUGUUCCUGUGACCCUCUGCAUGGUGGUCGUCGUUGCAACCAUAAAGUCUGUCAGCUUCUACACGCAGAAUGACGGGCAGAGACUGAUCUACACGCCGUUCCCUGAAGACACAGACACAGUAGGGCAGAGAGCCCUCAACUCCAUCCUGAACGCCACCAUCAUGAACACUGUGAUCAUCGUCAUGACUUUGGUGCUGGUGCUGUUAUACAAGAACCGCUGCUACAAGGUGAUCCAAGGAUGGCUCAUCCUCUCCUCCCUGCUCCUGCUGUUCUUCUUCUCCUACAUCUACCUCAAAGAGGUUUUCAAGACCUACAAUGUGGCCAUGGACUUCUUUACCCUGGCAAUAAUAAUUUGGAACUUCGGAGUGGUCGGCAUGAUGUGUAUUCAUUGGAAAGGACCGCUGCGGCUCCAGCAGGCCUACCUCAUCAUGAUCAGUGCCCUCAUGGCCCUGGUUUUCAUUAAGUACCUGCCAGAGUGGACCGCCUGGCUCAUAUUAGCCGUCAUAUCUGUCUACGAUCUGUUAGCGGUGCUCUGUCCCAAAGGGCCUCUGAGGAUCCUGGUGGAGACGGCUCAGGAGAGGAACGAACCCAUCUUCCCAGCUCUCAUCUACUCUUCUACAAUGGUGUGGCUCGUCAACAUGGCCGACACUGACAGGCCAAAAAGGAACUCGACAGAAGCAGCAUCACCUCAACAAGAGGCUCAAGAAGCUGUGGCGUCCCCAGCUCCCUCCAGUCUGUCACAGGACGACGGAGGCUUCACCUCCUCCUGGGUCAACCAGCAGGAGCAUCAGCUGGGGCCGAUCCAGUCCACCGAGGAGACCAGACGGGAGAUCCAGCAGAUGCCCUCUGCUCGUCCUCCCGUUGAAGACGAUGAUGAGGAGAGGGGCGUCAAGCUGGGGCUCGGAGACUUCAUCUUCUACAGCAUGCUUGUUGGAAAGGCCUCUGCCACAGCCAGUGGCGACUGGAACACCACGCUCGCCUGCUUCGUAGCCAUCCUCAUUGGCCUGUGUCUGACCCUACUCCUCCUCGCCAUCUUCAAGAAAGCACUUCCCGCUCUGCCCAUCUCCAUUUUUUUUGGCCUGGUCUUCUACUUCGCCACAGACAACUUGGUACAGCCCUUCAUGGACAAGCUGGCGCUACACCAGUUCUACAUUUAGCAGGAUGCUGCCCUCAUAACCCUCACCCACAUAGCCCUCCUUCCAACAACACAAGAGCGGUCCCUUCACAGCCGGGGAACAAAGGGUGAUGCAGGGGCCCCUCCCGCUCCCACAUCCCCUCCUAAGAACUCAUCGUGACGAGACACAAGUUGUUUUUGCUCUGCAUUUUUUCCAGCGCCAACGGAGGGUUAUUCCUCAUGACAGCUGUUCUCAAAGUAUUUUAUUUCUGUUUUUAAACCAAGAAGUGACAUUUCUCGCUCGACUUGGGACCUUUUCUUCAGAUUGGCGUUCACAGGUCUCAGGUUCAAUCAAAGUUAGCGGGAAUUUUUUUAUUUUAUUUAUCCAGGGAAGCUUUACAAGAGGUCAUCUGCUCCUUUUCAGUAGAGCCCUGUUUCACAUUCAUACCUGGUACAACCCUGUACAACAACAGUCUUCUACAACUGGGGCUUUACAGAAGGUGCCUUGCUCAGGGACACCUUGGCGGUAGCUGUUGAGCGGAGGGAGACAGUUCCAUUACAGUUCCAUUAAACUUUCAUCAAACAUCUUCAUUUUUAUGGCUUGUCAGCUACCACCACCCCCAAAACUAAACCCACGAUUAAAAAAGCCUUCAUCAAACUAAUGGACCCCUCUAUGAUGAUAUUGAUAGUAGAUGGUAAGUGUGUAGUUUGAUUGUGUCAGUCACCAGAUGUGCUUUCAUCACUGCUGUUAAGAAUGGUUAAGAUGUGUUUCUUUCCUUUGUUUUCCACUUUAGACACACGAAAACCAAAGCUCUGAACCUGGAGCGAUUUACACUUAACAGGAUGCAUUGAGCAUGUGAAUCUUUCUCACUGGGAAAGUAGAAGAACUUAUUGUCUUUAGAAUUAAAAUAUCAGUAUAAUUGUGACACUGACUCAUCAGAGAUUUCACCAUGUUUUCUGCCCUUAUUUUGACCUUAAAUGACAUUUGAAUUCACUGCCUGCAGAGGGAGGAAAGUUCACGCGCACACUGACACACUCACACCUGAGAAUUGUCUGCCAUGUCAUGUACUGUCAGCCACUGAGCAGUUCUGCUGGAGCAGUUGGAGGUUCAGUGCCUUGCUCAAGGGCAUUUUGGUAAUAGUUGGUGGUGGUGGUGGUGUUAUUGUGGGACAGAAAUGUGCAUUCAUUUACUUCCCUGGCUAAUAUUUGAGUUAGUUUUUCCAACCUGUCCUGUGAUUGUAAGAUGUGAUCAUCUGGUCACAAACUCUGAACCUUUAGGCUAUAGCUGCCCUCAUGAUGCUCGCCUGGUGCUGUCUGGAACUAUGCUACGUUAAAUACUAAAAUUAUUUAGACUCUACACAGAUACUGUUCUUCAAUAUGCAGAAGAGAAACUUUAUACUUUUUGAAACAUGAGGGUAAAUGUUAGCUGGGUUCCUGCACAGAUCAGAGCAAUCUGGGAAAGUGUGAAAACUCUUUGCUUGUGUUUACUGAAGAAAAAACAUUCAUUGAAUGAGGGAUUUGCAGCUCUAUUUUAAUUUGAUACUUGAAUUUGUGAAACUUUUUGGAAAACAUGAUCUCCUGUUGCCAAGCAUGGUUUGCUUACCUCGCUAUUUUAAUCAUGUCAACCAAACGUUUAAAUCAAGGUGAAAAAUAAAUAAGAUAAUGGACUGGUAUGAAACAUUGAGAUAUGUAUGAACCCAAACUCUGUGGCUUCUGAUAAUGACUGAAAGAUGAGGAAGAGCUGCACUGAUUGCUCUUUUAUUGUUGUUGCACUCAAGUUUCAUGCUUGCAGAGAAGAAACCCAAGAGGGAACAAUACAGUAAUAUUUGUUUCUUAGUCUGUUUUUUUUCUCCUUCCCUUUUUGUUUUAAGGGAAUACAUUGGGUGACUGGCUUUUUUUGUCCUCCACAGGCAUAUGUGUGUUAUGCAAGGUUAUUCAGUUCAGAUUUUGUUUUUUAAUAAAUAAUUAAACUUAAAA